Molecule: messenger RNA, 2083 nt
Organism: Linepithema humile (Argentine ant)
Lineage: Eukaryota; Metazoa; Arthropoda; Insecta; Hymenoptera; Formicidae
Source: RefSeq, a predicted model, not a curated record
ACAAAAUUCCAUCGGAACAAUAGGAGAAAUCUCUUACACUUGAGAAUUUUAUUGCAUUAAUUCGCGACUAUUUAAUUAUUUAAGCUUAUUUUCUUUAUUACACACCGACACAAAUAUUUCAAAACUGAUUACAUCAGAUUUAUUUUCUUCUACGAUUACAGUAAUGCGUAAAUACGUUAAAGUUGAUGAAUCACCUUCAGAUCUGUUCUCGUAGGCCGACCAUUUCCAAUGAAAACCGCCCACUUCUUCGUCCUCUCGGCAUUCGAGAAAUCCAAGCUUCCUUCCCAGACAUAAUAUCGGAAUAAUAAAUUACAAAGUCGAGAUGUAAAAUUUAAAUUCGAGGAAAGGCGUGCCGUUAACAAAUUGCUAUAACAUUCAUUAAUGAUUCGCAGGAUGCCAAUCGAUGUAUCUUGGAUUGCGCAAGAAGAAUUAUUUAUCGUGCGUGUGAGAUGGCUGAUCAAUUCAAUCAAAAUACCUCUUGGCCUCAUCCAUCAAAGUUGCAACGACUUAAUAAUAAUUAACGGCCGUUCUCGCCUGUAAAUACCACACGUUGUUGAAAUGCUUUCCGCAGAUUGCGUCACGAAAAAAUCAAAUCGAUUAAGAUACAAAGUGCGGGUACAUAAUUUCCCGCUGUCUUCCUUCGUGCCGGCGCGUUCGUUAUGAAUGUGUACGGAUCGCAACCUGCGAUCCUUUCGCCGACGAAGAGGCGACUGCCAAGUGACGAAAGCUUUAAUCCAGCCGACGGAAUUACAUUAAUCAAUAUCGCAAACAAGAGGUAGCGAUGCGUUUAUACGAGAUCCAGGUUUGUCCCAGAUUUGCAGCGGGAUGCACUUUGCCACGGACAUUAACCGGCUCGAUAGUUGGCGCCUCGCCAGUGAUUGAUUUGCUGGUGCAACGACCUCCUCAGAAUAAUAUUCCCGAGCUAGUUGACGCACACAAACACAAACACACACACAAGUACACAAGAUGCACGAAAUAAACGAUCGGCAACGAUCGUUCAUGUCGCGAGUCGCGAACAGACGGUAGUCACUUGCGCGAAUCUCCUUCUUGAGACGGCGAUCAGAGGGGGAGGAACGGUCGUCAUUCACCGGGUAUAUAAGGACGAGAGCCUGCAGGAGCACGGAUUCGCCGACAGGAACCGGUGUAUAGUCCCGGUGUGACACAGGGUGAUGCAGUGCAAAGUGUCCUCUUCGCGUCGUCUUCGUCGUUAUCGUCAUCAUAACUGACAACCACGAUGGGUCAUCGCGGGAUCAUCCACUCACUGAUUUGGUGUUUGCUGUCAUUUCCGGUGUGUUUUACUGCAUUACUGUCUCCGGAUCAGAAGGCACCGCAAUUCGCGCGAGGCUCCGGUGGCCUGAUUCUAAAUCCUCCCUUCGAGAGCGAUCAAAGGGCGAGCCCACCAGCCGCCACGAAUGUCAUCAACGAUGACGGCGUACAAAGACAAGAGACCUCUUCUUUUAAAAUCGUGGAUGGUGAAUUGAUCCGAGUGGUGGAAGGAUCCUACUCCUAUAAGAGUCCCGAAGGAAUUCCCGUUUCCGUAAAUUAUGUCGCGGAUGAGAAUGGAUAUCGGGCCGGAUUUAGAUUGGGCCGCGCCGCACUCGAAGGACCGGGGCCUAUUGUGAGACCUUCAGGACCUCUGAGACCUUUAGAAUCUCCAGGACCUCCAGGACCUCCAGGACCUCCAGGACCAGGAGGCACAACAUAUUUACCACCAAAGACCACUGCCGACCGGAGCUAUUUACCACCGCAUUAAUUGAUCUUAAAGACUCGUCUAAAUACAUUAUCGCCAAACGUUAUAUAGGCUAUUCGGUAACAGGAGGCUGCAUUUUUUUUAGUAAUAUUCCUUAUCAAAAACUUUUUUAGUUCAAAUUACAUUUUUAAGCUCAUUUUAGACAGCGCACCUUGCAAAUAAAAUUCGAGAUAAAAUUUUAUUUAUAAUUUUAUGUGGCAUGUAAUACAGAAAUAUUUUUUUAUUAUAUAAAAUUGUAAGUUGAUUUCUAUCUCGAGUUCAUCACAAGUUAUAUAUCGUCUAAAAUGUUUUAACUAGGAUAUCAUAUUGCAUUUAAAAGCGAAAUAAAAUAAU